This is a messenger RNA of Osmia bicornis bicornis, 2815 nucleotides long. RefSeq lists its product as uncharacterized. The transcript has 3 exons. The coding region runs from base 819 to 1646 and encodes 275 amino acids. The record is from RefSeq and is a predicted model, not a curated record. Lineage: Eukaryota; Metazoa; Arthropoda; Insecta; Hymenoptera; Megachilidae.
UGGAGGGGCAAAGCCCUCCGUUCAGUACAUGGAGGCUAAGAAUGGAAACAUUAUUUUAUAAUUGUCACUUGUCGCGUCGGUACCAAUUAAAAUAUUUUUUACAUACUGUCAUGUGAAUACGAAAGUAAAUUUCUAUAAAUAUCUCAAUAAAUGGCCUAUGUGCGAUUGGUAUGUGAGAAAAAUUAAUGUAUAGAAUGAAGUUCUUUUCAAAUUGUAUAAUAGAGUAGUGAUUUGAAAUUGUGUGGUUUAAAUAAAUAAAUGUCAAGAUUGACUGUGAAAAGAACAUAUAUUGACCGAAAGUUAUCCUGAUUUAUACAGUAUUUAUUCAUUGCUAAAUUUAGAAGAAAAUUCUGACUGAAAAUAAUAGUAUUAUUAUAAAAAUCCUUAGUUUUUUGAAUACUUUAAUUAUAUACAGAAAGUGAACAAAAUUUUAAUGUUCAAUGAAAAUAAUAGAAAUAUCAGUGGUAUUAAUUAUAAGUAACAUGUUUUAUUAUUAGAGAAAUUAUACCACUUUAUUGUGUAAAGGAUAAGAAAAUCUAUGAUAUAUUUUUAAAGAAAAUCUAAUCAAUGAAACACAUUAUCAAAUUAAGUAAUCUUAUCCUUACUUCUAUGUAUACCAAAGAAUUAUUGCCAAUCUUCUACCAUCACCCUGUUUCAUGAUAUUUUAAACCACAGUGGUUCGUGCAGAUGUUACGUAAUCUAUAAGCCUAAUGAAAAUCAUAAGUUUACAAUAAUCAUCAAAGUAAUUAUAAAGUAUUUGCCAAAGAUAAAUGUGUGUUAAUAUAAUUCAAUUUCAAUGUAAAUAAAAGAUUGUACAUAUGGGUUUCACAAAAAUAUUCAAACGCAUGCUCUAUGCAAAUUUUGCAUCGUGCAGCACCAAAGCAAUAGGAAUAUUAGCACCAUUAACAAUUCCACCAUUGCAUAUUGCAUUUCUAUAUUACUUUUGGCAAGAGUAUGCAAGAGACGUGGACAAACAAUAUUGUUCUUGCUCAUGUUGGGAUACAGUGUUCAAGGGAUCAUACGAAUCCGGGAUCGCUUCGUAUAAACACAUGUACUUUAAUGCAACAUCAAAUACCCUAAAGAUAUGGGUGACUAUUGUAAUCGGGGUAAUUACUUUCUAUGAAGUAGUGAAACAUUUAACAUGGCUAGCAUUUCAAAAUCGUCUUAGACUCUGUAUGAUGAUCCUUUUCUCAACUGCUAUUUUCUCUCAUUAUUACACUUGGUGGGUUUACAUGAAUUAUUGGAACGAUGAAUUCUAUUCCCAAUGGUACCAUCAGCUGUUUUUUUCUAUCACUGAGCUGAUAUCUACUUUCCUGGUUGUUCAUCUGGCAGAUAAUAAAAAUCCAGUAACUCAUAGAAAAGCAUUUGGUAUAGCUGCAAUAGCUAUCUUGCAUAUUGUAGCAGGUGGUUGGGAUCAAUUUGUUGCUAAUGUUGUUAGAGGAGAAGGGUACGCGCAUCAGGUGGUACGUGAUCUUGGAUUUAUGAUCCCAGAUAUUCUUCACGUUGCUAUUCCAUUAUGGGCAAUUAAAUGGAAAAAUAUAUAUAAUCUUCCUGGUUCAGCCAAACGAGAUCCGAGUAUCAGAAGAGAUUUAGCUUAUAUGUUAGGAAUGAUAUGCAUAGGAUUAUGCAUUUGUGCCAUACUGUAAUUUAACAGUUACAAUGCCUAAAAAAUAGUGUCUUAAAAAUAAUGAACCCUUUGAUUUGAUUUAUUUUCAUAUCAAAGGUAUUUACAUUUAUACACAUAUGAAUGUUGGUGAAACAUAUUAGGUAUGUUUAUGUUUAUUUAUUGUACUUAAAACUGACUUAGACAUUUAGCAAGUUCCGUCACAAAAUGACUCCCACUGCCAAUUAAUUACUUAAUUUUGUAGAAACAAAGCAUUUUUUAUUCUUUUGCGAUGCGUUUUAUAGUAUUAUUAAAAAUCAAACAUUUUAUUUAUUUAAUAGUAGUAUUACACUAGCAGGCCUGUAGAGUACAAUUUAUUUUAAACAGCAAGCUUUUUUAUUUAAGUUGUUUAUUCCCACCUUUCUUGCCUACCACAUAAAUAUAUAUAUCAUAAACGACGAAGUUUAGAAGUUACAAUCAAAAGUUCACAUUUUUUAAAUAUCAAAACAAAUAUUGCACUUAUUGUUAUUCGUCUCGAUUAAAUAAUGAAGAUAUAGUGAACAGCAUUGCAACAACUAAACAUUUGUGUAUAUGGGAAUGUGUGAGUGUGGAAAAUGAGUUGAUAAACAUAAUAAGUUACCUAUUUUCUAACAACGAAUGUGUUCUCAGUUUAAAGAAGUACUUACAAGAAUUAUGGAAACUUAUUUAGAUGCAAGUUGAAAGGUAAAAUCAUUUUGCAACAUUUAAAAUAUUUAUCAAUAUAUUUUUGUAAAUGUUAUUAACGUCACUGGUAUAUGCGAAGCAUUGUUAUUAUACCUUUAUAAUGUUUAAUGCAUUCGUUUAAAUUGCAAAGUAUUAUAAAACUAUAGAUACAAGGUAUACAACAAAACACAUAUCGUAUACAAUAUUGAAUAAUCAUUGAAAAAUAAUUAUAAAUGAAGAGAAUGUAUGAUACGGAUUAUUAACAGUCAUCGAAAACCAAUUGUUGUUGUCAAUGUACGUAAGGCUACAACAAAGUGCCUACAUGCAACGUGAAUUAUUUUUAGCAAUAUCAUUGCAUUAAAUAUAACGUGUAAAUUGAUUCUAAAGAUGAUGAUAUAGUUACCGUUUAAGAACUUCAAAUUCAAACAUAGAGCUUUAAUUUAUCUAACAGUGAAAUAAUUUUAAGGAAUCGUUUUACUUAAAUUUUCUUUCUUUUCUAACAGUAUUUUU